Molecule: messenger RNA, 982 nt
Organism: Phoenix dactylifera (date palm)
Lineage: Eukaryota; Viridiplantae; Streptophyta; Magnoliopsida; Arecales; Arecaceae
Source: RefSeq, a predicted model, not a curated record
CUCACCAGUAUCUCCUCAAAUCUCCAAUACAUGACAGAAUUUGAGAUUCGUGCACUCCAUCGUGCAUUCAUAUCUCAAAGUUUGACGCGUGCUAAUACCAUCUACCGUCAUGUUCGCGAACUUUCUCGCGAACAAGGGCAUAGUCUGUAAAUUCCUUCCCUCUCGUGCGAUCCGCUUCCCCGACUUCCCUCUCUUUCCCCACCUCCUCCUCCAUCACCGCUUCCGCCCUUCGCCUUUCCCACAAUUCAAGACCCUGGCCGAAAAACCUGGCUAUUUCCGUCGAUCAUCGCCGGAGAACCCAGAAAUCCGGUGAAAUCUAGACCCUUAGAAGGAGGAGGAGUCGAAAUCUUAGGGCUUGGCCGUCGGACCCCGCCUGCGGGGACUCGUGGAAGGGAGGCAUGUCGCUGAGGAUCAAGGCGGUGGUGGAUAAGUUCGUGAAGGAGCUGACGGAGGCUCUACAGGCAGACAUCCAGGAUCGCAUCAUGAAGGAGAGGGAGAUGCAGAGCUACAUCGACGAGAGAGAGCGGGAGGUCGCCGAGCGCGAGGCCGCGUGGAAGGCCGAGCUCUCUCGCCGUGAGGCAGAAAUUGCCCGUCAAGAGGCCAGGCUGAAGAUGGAGAGGGAAAAUCUAGAGAAGGAAAAGAGUGUCCUCAUGGGCACUGCAUCAAAUCAGGACAACCAAGAUGGUGCUCUUGAGAUCACUGUCAGUGGUGAGAAGUACCGGUGCCUUCGAUUCUCCAAGGCGAAAAAAUGAUAUUAUGAGACAAAUAAAGAGAAUAGAGCAUCCUGGUAUUUGUCCAACUAUCUUGGUGAUUAACAAGGACCAGGUAUAGAUAUUCCAAGGAUUGAAUUAGUUUUUGUCCAAGCAUCUUGGUGAUUAACAUUUGAUAUUGAAGUAGCAUUUAUAUUUGAUUUUUUGUAGAGAAAAUUGGCCUAAUAUGUUAAUGCAUAUUCUUUUUUUCUAAAGUUUGCAUUCUAUGAGAA